Messenger RNA from Guyanagaster necrorhizus, 825 nucleotides. RefSeq lists its product as uncharacterized. The transcript has 4 exons. Gene Ontology annotation, cellular component: membrane. Lineage: Eukaryota; Fungi; Basidiomycota; Agaricomycetes; Agaricales; Physalacriaceae. Bases 1 to 825 code for a protein of 274 amino acids. The record is from RefSeq and is a predicted model, not a curated record.
AUGAACCCACCACCCAAACCAUCUCUCUUCGACUCCGAAAACGCCUUCGUCACCUCCCCACUCUUCUCCGCACGGAUCCUGGCAUGCUUGCGGUUACUCUGGGGGUCCUACGCCCUGUUCACGUUGCUGUUCACGCUUAUAUGGAUAGCGGUGCGCGUCCCCGGAGGCGCGAGCACAAACAGAUACUUCUCGUACCUCACGAGACUGCACUACACCGGCAUUUGCGCGUGGUUCUUCGCUUCGGGCGUCCAAACCGCCUUCUACGCCUCCGCAGACGGCGGCGGCAGGUACCCGCUCCGACGAUGGGGACGCGUCUUGCAGGUCCUGCACGAGUGGCUCUUCUCCACAGUGGUAACGAUGCCGUUCACCAUAACGCUGACGUUCUUCAUCCUCCUGCGCGUCGAUCUGGACGCGUCGGUUCCCUUUGACCUCUACUCCAACAUCUCCAUGCACGUUUUCAACUCCGUGUUUGCCCUGUUCGAAAUCCUCCUCACGAAUGACCCGCCUCCGGCGUGGAAGUGGCUCCCCGUCAACUUCCUCAUAUGGGGAGCGUACUUUGGUGUAGCGUAUAUAACACAUGAGGACGUGGGACUAUAUCCUUAUUACAUUCUUGACCGCACAAAAGUCGGAGGGAGAGGGGUGGUAGCGGCGUAUAUUCUGGGAAUCAUCGGGGUGUACGGAGUAACAUACGUCGUCGUGCACGGUGUCGCCAUCGCAAGACGGAGGUUGGUGGACCGACUGGCAGCAAGAAAGGAUGGGGAUGGGGAUGAGGAAAGGGAGGAAGAGAAAUGCAGCAUGCAGGCAUCAGAGAUUGAGGCUGCUUGA